AUGCAGGACACCGUGUCGAUGCGCCCGUCCUUCUGCACUUGGGUCGACGGCUCGCCCAUGCACUUCUUCGCCGUCUUCGACGGCCACGGCGGCCCCGUGGUGUCGGUGCUGCUGAAGGACCACAUGCACGUGAUCCUGGCGGACGAGCUGAGCCGCGCGGCCGCAGCCUACCGGAACAAGCAGCACCAAGGCGAAGAGGCGGAGCUGUGCGCGUGGAAGGGCGCGCUGAGGCGGAGCUUCGCGCGGGCGGACGAGCUGGGGGUGUCGGGGGUGCCGGCGGGCACCAUCAUGGGGUCCACGGCGGUGGUGGCGCUCGUGGUCCGCGGCCGCAUCCUCGUGGCCAACUGCGGCGACUCCCGCGCCGUGCUGUGCCGCGCUGGCCGCGCCGUCCCGCUCUCCCAGGACAACAAGCUGGCACGGCCGGACGAGCUGGCGGCCGCCGGCGGCGUGAUGUACCACUACGAUGUGGUGCCGCGCGUGCAGGGGAUCCUUAGCAGGUCGCGAGCGCUCUGCAUGCAUUCGUCGUGUCAUGUCACAAGCAAACAAGCCUCCUUCCUGGCUUUGUCAGCUACUGCCUACUGCGCAAUGCCUCUGUUGGCAUUGGUAGGAGAGAUGUGGCAUUUUGUCAAUGAGAGAAGAUAG
Molecule: messenger RNA, 642 nt
Organism: Triticum aestivum (bread wheat)
Lineage: Eukaryota; Viridiplantae; Streptophyta; Magnoliopsida; Poales; Poaceae
Product: probable protein phosphatase 2C 37
Exons: 4
Coding region: 1-642 (213 amino acids)
Biological process (GO): protein dephosphorylation
Molecular function (GO): cation binding; protein serine/threonine phosphatase activity
Source: RefSeq, a predicted model, not a curated record